This is a messenger RNA of Zingiber officinale, 757 nucleotides long. RefSeq lists its product as uncharacterized. Bases 171 to 632 code for a protein of 153 amino acids. Lineage: Eukaryota; Viridiplantae; Streptophyta; Magnoliopsida; Zingiberales; Zingiberaceae. The transcript is spliced from 3 exons. The record is from RefSeq and is a predicted model, not a curated record.
AACAAACGGCGACCCCUCACGGCAACUGGGUCCAGUGGAUCUUGACCGUUCAUUGUUUUAGCGGAAUCCCGUGCUCGGGGAUUUAAAAUGGUGGAAGGCGACGACGAGAUUUUGGGGCUCGAGUUGUUGAUUUCUUCAUAGAUCUUCGAUCCAUCGAGGAAGAUUUCGUCAUGGAUUUGAGUUUAUUUUCGUGGAUUUGGGGGCGGAAACAGCGCGAAGUCCCCAAACUGAACCCAGGGAACUCUUCCUCUCCCUCCUCCGCCGCUGCCGCCGUCGACGCUAGCGGAAAGCGGCUCGACACCUCGCGGUCCCCAUCCGGCGAAACUUGGAGGGCACGGCGGCGGAGGCGGACGGAUCCGAGGGUCGACAAGGAGCACGACGCGGUCAUCGUGCCCCCCGACGGAGGAUGCGUCUCCUGCUCCGACUCCGACGAGGAGGACUGGGCGGUGGGAUGGCUGGAGCCCCACGGGACGGACUUCCGCUCGUCGGAAGACAGCUUCGCCGUGCUGGUGCCGUGCUACGACCGUGCUCCCGGCAAUGACGAUCGCCCCCCUGAACACGGUGGAUUCAUAUCACAGUGGCUCGCACAACAUUCAAGUGAAAGCAAAUUGAGUUCAAUUAGACUUUUUUAGGAUGAUGCAUUUGAUGAUUAAUCAGUAGUAAGAGAAACUGAGUGAGAAAGAUUGAUUAUUUCAUUAUCUCCUUGCUGUACUUUACACAUUUAUAUAUAAAUAAAAUUAAGUGAAUUGAAUUUAAA